AUGGUCGGCUUGGCUGCCCCGCUGCUGCUUCUGGCCAUGACUCUCGCCCUGCUGGGACCACCGGCUGUCCAAGCAGCCCAAUCUGGCCAGAGUCAAGUCGAAGGGGAGUCCAAGCUACCACUGGAUGAAGAGAGCAGAGCACCAGCACCGGCUGCCCCGUCUACUCCUGCAGAGUCCGUCCUGGUCUCUGUCUAUGUCCAUCUGGCCUUCUCCAGCAAGACCUGGCCCCCAGAGCUCCCUCUGACCCUGGCUCCUCCCUCUGCCUGGACCUCCUCAUCCCCAACAAGUCUCACUGGUCUCAACCUCACCACAGUGUGCCAUGCCAGGAAAGAUGGGCAUUUCUGUUGUGAGUGCCUCCCUGGGUACCAGUGGAACGCCAGUGUCUGCUCCCAUCGCUCUCCAUGCCCCGACCCCCACAGCCACCAGCCCUGUGUCUGCCUUGUCUUCAGCCAUCCGGAGCCCGCCUACUGUCAGCUGCUGCCACCUGUCCCCGGGAUGCUGAGCCUGGGCUCCAGGCUGCCCAAGCCUGGCAGUACGCUGAACCUGACUCUGCUCCUGCACCACACGGCCACGGACCUGAGCUGGCUCCUGUGGCCCAUCGGGCAUUCUCACCCCGUCUCCCUGCAGCCAGGGACACAGGUGUCCCUGAGCUCUCCCCACCAGGGCCAGGCUGCCCUCAGCAUCUUCAACGUCUCCCAGGAGUGGGCAGGCGAAUACAUGUGCUGCUUCGAGGCCCGGGGAUUCCGGUGGGAGCUGCACCAGGAGGUGAGGGUGCCUUUGCAGGAGGCCGAUGUGGCGGGCCUUCCAGACCAGCUCUCUAUCUCCUGUGCCACUGCCGCUGGCUUGCGCCUGAGCUGCUGCACCCCCAGCACACACCUGUCCUACACUGCCUCCUGGAGCCCAGGAGAGGGCAGCACAGUCUCCUUACUGCAGGCCUCAGGCUCCCAGUGCCUCAUGCUGGCUGCUCCGGACUGCCCUGCAGCUAAUACCACGUACACGUGUGAGCUGCGGAGCCCAGAAACGGCCCCUCUCAGGGUCUCCGUCUCCGUCACCACCAUCCAGGAUGGUGACACCGUUUGCUCCACAGAGUUCCUGGUUGUCGAUUGGGAGGUCACCAAGGCUGGCUACAUGGCACAGGCCCCAUGUCCCCAGCACAGGCUUGGAAGGAUGACCAGGUUGUGCCAGUCUGACGGGUCCUGGGGGCCCGUUCACAGCAGCUGCAUGGACGCCGGGCUGCUAGCCUUGCUGCAUAGAGCCCGGCUGCUGCCAGCGGGCCAGGGCUAUCCUGCCGAGGAGGUGCCCCAUCUCCUGGGGCAGCUGCCAGAACAGGCGGCACGGGUGAGGUCACCCUCGGACUUACUGGCCCUGCUGGGCACCAUGACCAUCCUGGCUGAGGUGGUGGCAGAGGGCAGAAUCCAUCUUGCCCACAGUGACCUGAAGGCACUGCUGACAGCCACAGACAAGGUCCUCGCCAUGGACAACAGUUCUCUGUGGACCUCGACUCAGGCCCAGGAGCCCUUGGCAGCCUCGGCUCUCUUACGGGCAGUGGAGACCCUGGCGCGCAGCCUGCACCCAAAGGAUCACCCCUCCUCCUUCAUCUUGCCCAAUAUGCAGCUUCAGAGCCAGCUCCUUGGACCCACCGACCCUGAGGACUACAGGGUCUCCUUCUCCACGCAGCCCCCACUGCAGGCGCAGAUCCCCAGGCGCUCGCUGGCCCCCCUGGACCACAACAGAGCCAACGUUAGUAUUACGAGCCUGGUGCUGCAGAGACUGGACCGCCUCCUGCCUUCAAACUAUGGGCCGGGGCUGGGGGACUCUGUCUAUGCCUCUCCCGGCCUGGUCCUCUCCAUCUCCAUCACGGCCGAUGGUCAGGCCAUCAACCAGGGACAGGUCAUCAUGGACUUUGGGGACAGAAGUGGGAUCCCCCACUGUGUUUUCUGGGACCCCGAGCUCUUCCACGGUGAGGGGGGCUGGUCAGACGAAGGGUGCCAGGCACGGGUGGCCAGGGCCAGCCCCACCGCUCAGUGUGUCUGCCAGCACCUGACUGCCUUCUCCAUCCUCAUGUCCCGCCACACGGUUCCCGACAGCCCGGCCCUGGAGCUGCUGAGCCAGCUGGGCCUGGGGGCCUCCAUCCUGGCCCUGCUUGUGUGCCUGGGUGUGUACAGGCUGGUGUGGAGGGCCGUGGUCCGCAACAAGGUGGCCUACUUCCGCCACAUAGCCCUGCUCAACGUGGUGCUCUGCCUGCUGGCCGCAGACACCUGCUUCCUGGGAGCCCCAUUCCUCCCUGCAGGGCCCCAGAGCCCACUCUGCCUGGCCGCCGCCUUCCUCUGCCAUUUCCUCUACCUGGCCACCUUCUUCUGGAUGCUGGCGCAGGCCCUGAUGCUGGCCCACCAGCUGCUCUUUGUCUUCCACCAGCUGUCCAAGCACUGGGUGCUCCCCCUGAUGGUGGCCCUAGGCUAUCUGUGCCCACUGGGAUUUGCAGGGGGUGCCCUGGUCCUCUACCUACCCCGGGGGAAAUACUUAAGGGAAGGGGCGUGCUGGCUGGAUGGGAAGGGAGGGGUCCUCUACACCUUCGCCGUGCCGGUUCUGGUCAUCGUGGGAGUGAACGGGCUGGUGCUUGUCAUGGCUGUGCUGAAGUUGUUGAGACCUUCGCUCUCAGAGGGGCUGCAGGUGGAGAAGCGCCAAGCCCUUCUAGGGGUGAUCAAAGCCCUGCUCAUUCUCACGCCCAUCUUCGGCCUCACCUGGGGGCUGAGCCUGGCCACUCUGAUCGAAGAAGUGUCCGAUGCGCCCCACUACAUCUUCACGAUUCUCAACACCGCCCAGGGUGUCUUCAUCUUACUGUUCGGCUGCCUCAUGGACAAGAAGGUACAAGAGGCGUUACGCAGGCGCUUCUGCCACAGGCAGCCUCCGGGCUCCACCAUUUCCCUGGCCACGAAUGAAACCUUCAUCUCAGAACAGAGCAAAGGAAGGAGGACAAGUCCCAGCUAUGCAGAAAGGACGACUUAAUUGGCAGGAAUGCUGACCACCGAAACAUCGGAGGCCCAGGACGGACUUGGGUUUGUUUGUUUUUAAUGUUUAGGAAAAGGUGAA
This is a messenger RNA of Echinops telfairi (small Madagascar hedgehog), 3090 nucleotides long. It is a transcript of the gene ADGRF3, whose product is annotated as adhesion G protein-coupled receptor F3. Gene Ontology annotation, cellular component: membrane. Gene Ontology annotation, biological process: G protein-coupled receptor signaling pathway; cell surface receptor signaling pathway. The transcript has 14 exons. Gene Ontology annotation, molecular function: G protein-coupled receptor activity. The record is from RefSeq and is a predicted model, not a curated record. Lineage: Eukaryota; Metazoa; Chordata; Mammalia; Afrosoricida; Tenrecidae. Bases 1 to 3006 code for a protein of 1001 amino acids.